Messenger RNA from Spizellomyces punctatus DAOM BR117, 7881 nucleotides. RefSeq lists its product as uncharacterized. Lineage: Eukaryota; Fungi; Chytridiomycota; Chytridiomycetes; Spizellomycetales; Spizellomycetaceae. Gene Ontology annotation, molecular function: actin filament binding; structural constituent of cytoskeleton; integrin binding. The coding region runs from base 178 to 7824 and encodes 2548 amino acids. The transcript has 6 exons. Gene Ontology annotation, cellular component: ruffle; plasma membrane; focal adhesion. Gene Ontology annotation, biological process: cell-cell adhesion. The record is from RefSeq and is a predicted model, not a curated record.
CUUGGAACUAGAGUGCAACAACCAUUCCAGCUCCAGUUCCGUUAUUUUCUUGUCUUGCGGGUUUGCAGGGGCGGGUUGUUCAUUCAUUUUGAUCAGCGACGAUCUGUCGAAAGACGGUGACAAUUCAACGGAUACCACGGAAACCAACCCCGCCUCCGAAACUGACUAGUUGUCAAUAUGUCACAUCUUUCGUUAAAAAUUACCGUGGUGGGCAUGGGGCUCACUAAAACCUUGCAGUUCUCGGGUGAUAUGUCUGUACACGAAGUAUGCCGAGAAAUCCGUGAAAAGUUUGGUGAAGGUGCGGGCGGGUCAGAUCACGGUCUUUUAUGGCCUGACCAAGGGAAAUGGCUGCAGGCUUCAAAGAUCCUCGACUUUUACGAUCUCAAUUCGGGAGAUGCCCUGGAAUAUCGCAAAAAGCACCGUGCACUGAAAGUGAAGACCAUGGACGACAGUGUAAAGACUGUCAUCAUAGAUGAAAGUUUGCCAGUUCAACAACUGGUGGAAAUCAUUUGCGAGAAGAUUGGAAUUCAGAAUCCCGAAGAGUAUUCUAUUCUACCAGAAGUGGCCCCAGUGGAGGCAGGAACCAAGGAAGGAGGAAAGGACGCUGGGAAAUCUGCUCCAACAAAGAUUAAAGGAGGACGGGAAAUGCUUGCUGGCGAUCAAUCAAAAUGGCUACAUCCCGAUAAAACAAUACGGGAACAAGGAUUGACAGACGAGGACACUGUUCUCCUAAAGAAGAAAUUCUUUUUCACAGACCAGAAUAUUGACCGCAACGAUCCUGUACAGUUAAAUCUACUCUACAAUCAAGCACGAGAGAUGAUCGUCUCUGGAAAGCAUCCCUGCACUGCUGAGGAAGCUUGCCAAUUUGGUGCGAUUCAAAUGCAGGUUCAGCACGGCAAUCACGAACCAGAUAAGCAUAAACCGGGCUUUAUAAAAGUGAGAGACUUUGUGCCGCCCGAGUAUCAAAAGAACAAGGACGUUGAGAAGCGAAUAUAUGUUGAACAUAGCAAACUUCAGGGAUUGGGCGAGCUGAAUGCAAAGUUCCGCUAUGUGCAAUUGUCUCGGUCGCUAAAGACAUAUGGCAUCACCUUCUUUUUGGUGGAGGACGAAACAGCAAAAAAGAAGAAGAAUGCACAAAUGCUUUUAGGAGUUACCAAACAAAGUGUAGUCAAGCUUGACCCAAUCACAAAGGAAAUCGUACGAGAAUGGCGUUUGACACAGCUUCGAAGAUGGGCUGCGUCACCAAAUAGCUUCACCAUGGAUUUUGGGGACUAUGCAGAUGCGUAUUUUUCUGUGAAAACCACAGAAGGCGAACAGAUUUCCCAGUUGAUUGCUGGUUAUAUUGAUAUCAUCAUCAAGAAGCGUAAGGAGGCAGAAAAAGUCGUGGAGAUUGAUGAAGAAGAGCAAGCUACUAUGGAAGAGUUUGUUACACCGAGCAGAGCAACAAAUGUGGGAGUUGUUUCCUCCGGUGCGCGAACGGCUGUCGAAACGAAACUCUCUGUACCGGCGAUGACCGCUGAUGGAAUGAGGCCGGGAUGGGGCCGAUCUGGUACGAAUGUUUAUACGGCGCAAUAUGGCGGUACGGCUGGAGGAUUUGUCCCACAAAUGGCAGAAAUUACUGGUGCGCAACAGACGCUUAUGCAGAGUAUCAGUAACGGAUUUGCGAUGGUCAACAAUGCUGCAGCUGAUAUGAUGGUGGCAGCGAACCUGCCGCCACUUGGUAACGACGCUGCAGCCAUUCAAUGGAAGCAGCAUACAGUGGACGUUAAUGCCGAGGCGGUUGCAUCGCAAAUAACAUCAAACUUGGCGGCUGCAGGGUCUCUCAUCAAUACCGCUACCGGCUACGUGGAAGAGAUGGACUAUGAAGCCAUUGGUGCCAACAUUUCCACCAUGACAGCUAAUUUGAGUCAGUUGGCACAGGGAAUUAAGCUGUUGGCCGGAUUGCAAGAGUCCAUGGAAGAUCAAGAGCGUCUUUUGGCCGCUGGGCGAGGGCUAGCAAAGGCUUCAGCCAAGCUUCUUGAAGCUGCUCAACCUAUUUGCAUGGGUCAGACAAAUAGGGAUGACUUUUUUGUCUGCUCAAAGGCUGUUGCCGCAGCGUCUGCGGAGCUGCUCGGUCUAAUGGGUCGAUUGGAUAUUAGCGAAGACGGACAAAAUGAACUGAUAGACGCCGCAAAACACGUUUCGAAAGCAGCUAUGGAUCUAGUAUCUUCCGCUCGCCCGCUGGCUGCUGCUGUAAAGGAUUCUACUGCCCAACAAGUUAUAAUCGCAGAAGCCAAACGAAUAGGGGAGGCCGCGCCUGCUCUAAUGGCGUGUACAUCCACUGUCUGUCCAGCAAUUACCAAUGCCCAAUGUUUUGACCAAUUGGUCGAGUCGGCAAUGUUGAUGCGAGAUGGGAUUGAGCAGCUUGUGGAGUUAUCAGAUGCCUCCUCAAACCCGAAACUUCAAACUCAACUUAAGGAACAUGCUCAGAAAGUUGAAGAACUUAUUGCGAAACUGAUUGAAAAGGCCAAAAAGGGAGGAGAUAACUUUGUUAGCGACCCGAUUGACAUGCAGUACGAUUCUGUUAUCACCUCCAUUGACCAAAUGAUGGAAAGCAUGGAUUCCGUUGAUGGAAUUGUAAACGGAGCCAGGGACCUCACUCUCAUUUCUAUGCAGUACGUCAAUAUGUUAAAAGGGCUUGGCUUGGACCUCAACGAUUUCGAUGAGAGAAAUCGUCUGUUGAAUGCUGCGCGAACAUUGGGCGAUGUAACGUCGAAAAUGGUGGCAGCUGCCAAAGAUGCUGCUAGAAAUAUCAACGACCCAACCAGUCGAGGUCGAUUAGAAGAAUCUAUACUAGCAUUGCGCGAGGCAACAAACACCGCUGCUGGACCACAGCUUCGCGGAAAGGCGUUCCAAAAACUCAUCAAGGCGGCAAAGGACACUGUUGCAUCUUCCAACCAGUUGAUAUCUGUUUCCCGAACGGUAGCUCAAUCAAACCGCAACCAGGCUUCGCAACUACAGCUUAAUCAAGCUGCAAAGAGAGUCACGGAAAUGAUUCCGGCUUUAGCCUCUGCACUGAAAACGAGCGCAAAUGAACCAGAGAACCUCGUGGCACAAAUGAAGCUUAUUGAAGCCGCAAAGAAAUUCAUUACACCUGGUAACUCUCUCGUUGCAAGUGCAAAGGUCGCUGCUCCAACCACCGCCGACACAGCUGCUCAGGGCAGUUUACUAUCCAGUGUAAAGCAAUGUGCAGAUGACAUACGCGACUUGGAAAAGGCAUUCGCAUUAGCUGAAGAAGCUAGUGCAGGUCUCGAACUGGAGAGUGCAUUAUAUUCGUUGAAGGCUUAUCAUGACGAGCUCAUGGCAGCAUCUUCAAACCCUGAUGCAUUGGUCCCUCUUGAUGGAUACUCUGUAGAAACUUCGCAGAUGGAACUUCUGGGAGCGGUCAAAUCGUUGCAGCAUACGAUAACCCAAGUGCUCGGUGCAGUUCAACAAGGGAACGAGAAAAUUACUGGAACAGCUGCCACGGAUGCCGUUGCAGCACUGCAAGCUCUGUCUUUCGCCGCUCUAGCAUUAAGUGCUGCUGAAUCGGAUCUUGUACUCCGCCGAGAUCUGUUGGGGGCGGCAAACGGGGUGGCCAAUUCAUUGUCUAGUCUUUUGACAAGAACCAAAGACGCUCUAGAAGAUCCCACCACGCGAAGCGAAUUUGAGGCGCUGGCCGCGCAAACGUCUAACGCAAUAGGAAGUCUUACUGGUUACCUCCCAGGGCAGAAGGAAUUGGAUAAAACUAUUUCCGGCAUUCGUGACCGUCUUGCGGCUAUUAAUAACCAAGGUUUAUCGACGGGCGUACCUGCGGGUGGUUCAUUUCAAACCGCGCAAACGAAGCUACAGACUGCGGCUACCGGUCUAAGUGUUGCUGCCAAUGCGUUGGUCUCGGCAUCAAGAGGAUCACCAAUUGAGCUACAGCAAAAUGCAACUGCAUUUAUGGUCGCUUUCAAUAAGCUGGGUGACGCAUCUGGUACUUACGCAGCGGCAACUCAAGAUCAGGCGGUUGCGGGACGACUGCUGCAAUUAUUGCAUGAUUUAGGAGGGUCGUGCGAAAGAAUGCUUGGCUUCACCAAAUCUUCGGCGGCGGAUCCAAGCAAUUCCAUCCUUCGUAAUCAACUGAUGAAUGCGACAAAAGGUGUGGGAGAUUCUAUCAAUCAGCUGCUGGAAGUCUGCUCUGCUGCGGCGCCUGGUCAUAAAGAAUGCAAUAAUGCACUUCAAGCGCUAAAUGUUGCUCUGUCGAAAUUGGAUGCAGUCAAUGAUGCAACAGUAAACCAAGACACGUAUAGCGAGACCGUCGGAAAGUCCUCAGCCGGCUCUAAGACACUGGCCACAGCGUUGAAUUCAUUAGCUGCCGACGUCCGAUCUGGAAAUGUCACCAAAGUUGCAUCUGAUGCCAUAGAGGUGGCAAACGCUAUCUUGACUAUUACUGACGGGAACGUCCGCGCUGCAUAUUUGGUCGGCACGGCGGACGAAUCCUCCAUCGCUGCAAUUCCCCCCGUGGUCGAUCAAAAUGUCUUCUCUCAAGCAGGCAGUGACAUCAAAGAGGCAUGCAGAAAACUUGUUGACAGGAACAAUACUCAACAGCAGAUACUAGAAACUGCUGGAUUGAUUGCAAAACAAACCGGUAAACUGUGCGCGGAGUGCAAGACAGCUGGGGAAAACUCUGGUGUCACAUCUACAGCGAAACAUCACUUUCUGCACGCUGCGAAGGACUUGGCGGCCAAGACUUCCGCGCUAGUAGCUGCAAUUAAACAGCUUGCGCUGAACCCUAGUGAGGACGCGCGCACUGAAUGUGAGGACACUGCUCAGCCGCUUAUCGACGCCGUUGAUCGUCUUGUCGCUUUCGCAAUGUCCCCAGAGUUUUCGGGGACAGAAGCAAAGGUUGGAACCGCCGCAGCAGCGGCCCAGAGGCCUAUUCUUGAUGGCACGCAAUCUUUGAUUACAUGCGCUCAGGACCUGGUGGGCACGAUAAAGCUAAUAUGCAGCAACCCGAAAGAUCAAGCAUCACAACAAUUGUUGCAGGCACAAAGCCGCGACCUUACUGAAUCAACUCAGAGCGCCCUACAGACAGUCACAAGUGCAGCUCCUGGUCAGCGAGAAUGCGAAGGGGCUCUUCAAAAGCUCUCCGAAUCUGUCGCAGCUGUUGAUUCCGCGAUCGUUGAGGCGACAGUCAACAAUCUCGCGCCUCAUCAAGGAACCAUUUCCACGUCUGCCUUGGUAGACAACGUGCGGGCUCUUGCCAGCUUAGGUGACGUCGUCGCCAAAGCUGCCAAGGAGGAUGCUGCAAGACUAGGCGCAUCAGUGGGUGAGAUGCCAGCUUCCUAUGCAAGAGCGGCAACGGCAGCGGUUGCUCUAGCUUCAAAUAUGAUGGAUAUUCAGGAACAGAUGAAGCUACUGGAGCAAGUAAAAGCUCUGGGAGAUGCCAUGAAUGCCUUUGUCUACGCUGCAAAGAACAAUGGUGGAAAUGCGAAAAAUGCGGCGGGCGUUCAAAAGGUGGAUGAAGAGAAAGCCAAAUUCCGCGCCGUAGUCACAAAAUUGGUGACUACAUUAGAAGGGUCCCGCGAUGAAUCUGGUGAAUUCACAAAAGCGUUCGAGCAAAUUGAGGAAGUCGUAGCCACGCUCGAAUCGCGAAUACCGGAAACCGUGAAGCAGGCCUAUAAUCUCUUUGAAGAAGAGCUAGAAGGUGUGGGUAAGCAGAUUGUGGGAGCAGUCGGUGAUGUGAUAUCGAAAGCAAAAACCCCCGAUCAAUUCCGCAAAGCAGCAACCCAAAUAGCAGCUUUGUAUGAGGAUAUCUGUACAAAAGGUGGAGGUGCGAUACGAGCUACCAAUGAUGCCAAAGUGAAGCAAGGAAUACAGGACUCACUACGAAGCUUGGGAGCAUCCAAGAUAAAACUAAUCGAGUCCAUACGACACGCCAGCGGAAAAAGUGCGGCUGACAAUGUGUCCAGAUCAAAACUUAGUGCUUCUGCCCGUGAGGUGUCGGGCGCAGUCGCCAACUUGAUGACCGUAACCAAAGAAGGGUCAAAGGGUUUGCUGCAAUGUAAAGCGGCUAUCACGCACAUCAACGAUACCGUCGCAGAGCUCGAUGGAACACUUAUAUUUGCGCAAGCCGGACAAUUGGAUCCAGUUGAUACCAAAGAAAAUUUCGCGCGGCAUAAGGACAGUCUACUCGGAGCAGCUCGAGCGCUCACUGAGCAGGUUAAAGUGUUUAUCUCCGCUGUCACCGGGACACAAGAUGAGCUUGGCGCAGUCUCAACAGCAGCCAUUGGUGCUUUGGACGUCCUCAAGAAUGAAGCACGGCUAGCAGCAAUCUCCAUCACCUCUGCCGAUAAGCACAUGCAACAACAACUACUUGGCGCGGCCAAGAAAGUGUCAGAAUGUCUCCAAGUUCUCAUUUCCACAGCGACCAACGCCUGUGGCCGAUCGCCAGAUGACCCACUUAUGUCGCAAUUUGCAGAGACGGUCAAGGCAGAGUUUCAGGCAAUGGGAGAACUCAUACGAGCUACUAAGGUGCUCGGUGAUGAAACGAAGCGAGGCACACGCGCCUUUGACGGAGCCAUGGCGGAAAUUGAACAAGCAUUGGUUGUUCUCGAGUCGAGUGAACCUGCGCAAGGAACUGCUCUUCCCGAUGAGGUUGCUGGAUCCGCUAAAUUGCUGGCCACAGCUGCCGCCUCCUUGGUAUCUGCAUCAACGGGCAAGCAGGAUGAGCUCGUUGCAGCUGCAAACGCCAUAAAGAAACAGAUGGAGGACCUUGUCCGGGCAGCUAAGGCGGCAACUGAAAAGGCCCCGCCAGAGCAAAAGUCUAACAUGGUUGAUGCUGUCAAAAAGGCAGGAGCAGCAGUGAAAGGGCUGAUAGGCGGAAUCAAGCUCCAGCAAGAGAACAACACCCCUCAAAACAAAGCGAGUGUUCAAGGUGCCGCAAAAGAGGUUGCGCUUUCUGUCAAUGCGGUUGUCAACGCCGCUGGAGCACUCAUACCGGGCGGUUAUGUCGAUCCCAAUGAUCCCAACGUCAUUGCCGAACGCGAACUUCUAGCUGCCGCUGCGUCCAUUGAAGCCGCAGCUCGAAAGCUGGCGAAUCUGGUUCCGGCUGAACGUCCAAGAAGUGCCAAUGAAGAUCUCAACUUUGAGGAGCAGAUCCUCGAUGCAACCAAAUCAAUUGCUGCUGCAACGGCCGCUCUGGUGCGUUCUGCCACUGGAGCUCAACGAGAAAUUGUGGCACGAGGUAGGACAGGGCCAAAGGAAGAGUCGAUGUAUUUCUCUGAUGGGACGUGGAGUGAUGGAUUAGUUAGUGCAGCGAAGAUGGUAGCUGCCGCCACCGGUGAUCUGUGCGAAGCUGCAAAUCAGGCAGUGAAAGGCAAGAUUGAAAGGGAAAGGGUUAUUGUUGCAGCGAAGGCAGUUAGCGCAUCAACAGCCCAACUCUUAGCGGCAGCAACGGCACGAGCAGAUCCCAAUUCACAGGCCCAAAUCCGCUUGCGGGCGGCGGGCAAAGCCGUGACUGGCGCAACAGACAAUUUGGUUAAGGCUGCAGAGGAGAACAUGGCAUUCGAUGAUGCAGAUCAAUUCUCAUCAAUAAUGUCUGCGGCGGGCAAAGUUGGUGGGGCCAUGCAAACAAGAGUGGCAGAGAUGGAGGCUCAAGUUGCAAUUUUGAAAAUGGAGAAGGAGCUAGAAAGGGCUCGGCUGAAACUGGCAUCAGUACGUAAAGGCAAGUACGAUGCUGCGAAAAAGGACGCCCCUGCAGGAGAUGCAGGAACCGCUGCGACGAAGUUGGCAGCGAGAAAUAAAGCUCAGGCGCAAUGAAGACAGUACUAUCUAGCUAGUUACCUUAUACAAAUAAUGUUGAAUAUGGCAAUACGC